CAUGCUGUAAGUCUUUUUAUAAUUGCAGAGAAUUUAUGCUGUAAACCUACAAGAGCUACAGAGGAAGAUAUCGUUAUGGAUAUCAAUUAUAAAUGUGAAAGUAAUAAAAAUACAAAAAAACGUUUAAAAAGUCGGGAAAAAAGUCUGGAAGAUGUCAUAUUGAAAGAUAAUAACAAAAUUGAACAAGUACUUCCAUGGUUACCAAAAUUCAAUAAAAUCAUACAUUCAUGUGCAGGAAGUAGAAAUUAUGAAUGUCUGGAACGAUUGCUUUUCUUCUACACCCAGAAUAUUCUCUCUAGCGUAGCAGAGAACACUGUCGAAUUUAAUGAUAAAAUUGAUUUGAUAAAAAACCAUAUUAAUAAAAUGUUAAUAUUCUUUCAUAUGUAUUGGCUUGAUAUAAAACAACAGAAUGUAGAUUAUAGUCAAUAUUUAAAUAAAAUAUCAGCUUUGUUAAAUGUGUAUAUAGAUAUGGAGUUAAAAACUUCUAGUCACGUCGGUGAAGAUUCUAAAGAUUCUUCUAAAGUUGCUGCAAAGAUUCUUGCAACAUUGUACAUAUACCUAAAUAACUCGGAAGAACAUAUUUUCAGGAUAUUACUUAGAAAUAAAUACACGACAAAAGUAUGCAAUCAUAUAUUUAUGAGGAGCUUUACUAAUCUCAAAACAAAGACUACAUCUAUAACCGAUGUAGCUUAUAUCAGAUAUUUGCUCGCCUUUAAAAUGUGGAGAAAAAUGGAAGAAACAAAGAAGUUAAAGAAAAAAAUUGACGAGUUAGCCCUAAUGUUGCUAGGACCGCGUAUGCCAAAAUUGCAAGACGAAUUAUUGAAAUUUGUGCCUAGACCACCUAUUCAAGAAAAAAAUGAAACACUAUGGUUAAUAGAAUCAAAUCAGUUUGAUAUAAAGGAAGUUCAUAAACAAUUCCUACUAUUUGAAGACAAAAUGGAUAACUCUACAGGUUUAAAAUGUACCAAAACAAUUCAUGCCGAUCAAACUUGUUCGAAGUUUCAGAAGCAUCAGAUAAAUUCGUUAUUUCGUCCAAAUAAUUCUAAUGGAGGUACAUCUGAACAGAAAAUAAAUAAUUCACACAAAAUCAUAAUAAUUGAUUUAACUGGAGAUGAUAAACAUAUCAAUUCUUCGAAAUAUUCAAACAAGCUUACAAAAUCCGAUGUUAAAAGAUAUUCUAAUGAAGAUAACAAAAACUUAAAAGAAAAAAAUUGUUUAGAGUCUAAACCUGUUGAUAUCAAAAGCAGUAAUAGUACAAAAAAUUGUACUUCAGUUAGCAAUGAUACCUGUAUGGAGUUUAUGAAAGAGGAUGAGAAACAACACCGUUAUAACUCGCAUUAUUUGAAAUCACCGAUGUUAGACGAUCAGAAUAUUAACGAGUUGAAGGCUAAUGUGUCGAAAAAAAGUAAAUUAAAGAAUUGUGUAUCAUCUAAUAUGACAAUAGAAGAUAUAACUGGUUCUUGUGACAAUUCGAUAACACAAAAUAAGGAUGCAUUAACAUCUCAGGAAGAAAGUGCCAUGGAGACAAUACCUUUAAAAACGUGCCAAAACAAUGUUUCAGAUCAGCAGAAUUAUCAAUUUGAUUUUAAGCAAGAAUUACCAACAAACACGGAUUGUGCGAUACAAAAAUCGUGCCCAUGUUGCAAUACAAGGCAUGUUGAUCGCUUUAUAAUGACUAGUUUGCAGUUUAUAACUGAUCGUAGCUCACUAAUUACGGAAAUGAUAAAACAGAAUGUGUGUCAAGUUAAAUGUCCAGAGUAUUGUUGUACAAACGUUAUCGUGGCAAAAGCACAAGGGAAUCUGCAUAACACAUUUAAUGAUAAUGAAAACGAUGUCAAAUUGACUUGCGACACAAAAAAUGAUUGUAAUAAAUAUGUUUAUCUUUUAAAUCCUACUGAUAAAUGUGUCACGACUGUACACGCUGAAAAGAGAGUGCAAUGUUUAGAUAAAUCCGAUGACAAAUGCAUUGUUUCAACUACAUUUACUGAAGAUCAAAUUGCAGACCCACCAGCGUAUAACCAACAUGUUAAUUUUGGUAAUUUUAUAAAAAUAAAUAAUUACGAUAGUAAAUAUUCUGAAACUAUGAUAAAGGAACAACAAAAAGAAAGUGCUUGCGAUUCUUUUAUAUUAAACGAUCGAUUACAUUUCUCUAAUGUAGAAGUGGAUUGCAAUAUGAAAAAAUUUUUCCCCAAAAAAGAAGAAACUGACGAGAUGACAAACAAUUGUAUAGACUUGGAACACAAUUUCGUAAAUGAUAUCCAAAAUGAAACUCUUUUGGAAGAUGUCUUCUGGCAACCUUCUGAACAGCCCGAAAUUAAUUUAACCGGUGUACUAAAUAAUUCUAAGGACACAUGUAUUGUCUCAACUACAUUUAUCGAAGACGAAAUUAUGGAGUCUUCAAUGGACAGCCAGCAUGUCAAUUCUGAUAAUAGAAAAAAAUGCAUUUAUGAAGAUACGAUGAAGAAACGAGACAAAAGCGAUUGCGAUAUUUUGAUGUCCUCUGAACAUACAUUUGAUACCGACUUUUUCGAAGUAGAUUCAAAAGAAAUAAUUAGUGAAGUAAUGAAAAAUAAUUGUAUAAAUGACUUUGAAGAUAUCAGUGUCUCACAUUUUCAAACUUUGGAAGAUUUAUUAUCGAAUGACACUACUAAUUUCCUACCUCAGGAAUAUCUGUCUUAAUUAAAAAAUAUAUAUACAUACAGAU
Molecule: messenger RNA, 2704 nt
Organism: Mycetomoellerius zeteki
Lineage: Eukaryota; Metazoa; Arthropoda; Insecta; Hymenoptera; Formicidae
Exons: 7
Source: RefSeq, a predicted model, not a curated record